Messenger RNA from Xenopus laevis (African clawed frog), 2039 nucleotides. Its product is annotated as gastrula zinc finger protein XlCGF57.1-like. The record is from RefSeq and is a predicted model, not a curated record. Lineage: Eukaryota; Metazoa; Chordata; Amphibia; Anura; Pipidae. The coding region runs from base 65 to 1969 and encodes 634 amino acids. The transcript is spliced from 3 exons.
CUUCUAUUGUUUCUCCUCUCUGUGAAAUCUCUUCCCUUAGAAUUUCAACUUCUUUUCUGCUCAGAUGACACAGAGGAAAAACACCUUCAACUGUGACAUUCUCAGGGGAAACGUGGUCUUUGUUAUUGUCAGUCCUAGAGACAGACACACAGACAGAUUUCCUGACACAACUGGGAAGUGCUGUGAAGACUCAGUAGAUCCCCUGCAUGUUGCACAGGAGAAGGAUCAGGACACAAGCCACAUGGAAAUAAUGGAUCUCCAAAUCAAGAACUGGCCCGAUAAGGAAAAGGACUGGGGUAUCUUUGCUGCCGGAUAUCGAUUGGUCCCAUUUGGAUCAGAGAUCUCCAAUAAGAACAGAAUCAGAACAGUUGGAUUCAGUGCAAUUCAAGGUCUUCAUCACAAACUCGACAAAAUCCAAAGUCCAACCGCAAGGUUGCCAUCUCCAUACAAUGAAUGUGGUAGAUCAUCCAACCAGAAAUAUUCCAAACAUAAGAGGUCUUCUGCUCUCAAUGAGACCACAGAACGCAACACGAACAAGCAAGGUCGAUAUGGUUUGAGAAAGUCUAAAAAUUCUCAAAACUGUAAAAGCUUAAAUUCAGGAUUAAAAUCUCUCCGUAGAAAGAUGUCUCCACAUAGCAGAAAACAAAACAUUGUGGCUAAAAUCAGCAGUCCUGUGAAACCUUUUAUCUGCCCAAAAUGUAAGAGGAGAUUUUGUAGCAAUAGGAACCUUCUCACCCACCAGAGAAUUCACACGGGGAGGAGGUUUGCCUGCUCUAAAUGUGGGAAAUGUUUCUCUCACAAGAAGAUCCUCAUAGCUCAUAGAUGGCUUCAUACUGGGAGGAAACCAUUCACCUGCACUGAAUGUAAUAAGGGCUUCUUAUGGAACAAAGAUCUUCAAAAACAUAAGAAGCUCCAUGAAAAGGGGAAGAUGGACAUCAGUGAUCUUGGGGCUCACUCAGAAGGAAAUCCUUAUAUCUACACUGAGAACAGGACAAGCUGCCGGAAUAAGAACAUGUCUGAGACUGAGUUUAAGACUCACACAAAAGACAAGAGCUUUACCUGCACUGAGUGUGAGGAAAGCUUCAGUCUUAAGAGUCGACUCAUUGCCCACCUUCUAAUUCAUACAGGAGAGAGGCCCUUUGACUCUACUAAGUGUGGGAAAAGCUUCAGAAGAAAUCAAUAUCUGAAAGAACAUCUCAGCACCCACAGAGAAGAUCGACCCCAUGUUUGUACUGAGUGUGGGAAAACAUACAAAUAUAAACAUGGUCUAAAUACUCAUCUUCACAGUCACAAAGUCAACACGUAUUUUCCUUGCAGUGAGUGUAGGAAAAUCUUUAGUUCUAAGGCUUCACUCGAUAUUCAUCUUAGACAUCACACAGAAAAGACUUUCCCUUGCACUGAGUGUGAUAAAACCUUUAAACAAAAGAAAAACCUUAAAAGGCAUCAAAUGAUCCACACGGGGGAGAAACCAUUCGAGUGCACAGAGUGCGGGAAACGCUUCCGGGAAAAAAGAAAAAUGGAGUUACAUUGUCUCAUUCAUUCCGGUGUGAAACCUUUUGAGUGUUCGGAGUGUGGCCAACAGUUUAGAUUGAAACAUGGACUUAAAUUUCACCAGUUAAGUCACACCGGGGAAAGACCACAUGAGUGUAGUGAGUGUGGGAGAGGCUUUAGGUCUACUUGUGAACUUGCUGAUCACAUACGGAGUCACACAGGGGAGAAACCAUUCAUCUGUAGUGAGUGUGGGAAAAGCUAUAUGACUCACGGUGGCCUUGUUUGUCAUCUACGCACUCACACAGGGGAGAAACCUUUUGUUUGUGUUGAGUGCGGGAAAAGGUUCCAGCAAGCGGGUAUGCUAAGGUCCCAUCUUGAGAAUCACAUCAGAAUAAAGAGGUUUCAAUGUGCAGAGUGUGGGAAAAGCUACAUUUUAGAGAAAUGUUUUAAAACCCAUCUUCUCAUUCAUACAAGAUAGCAGUAUUCCUGUGUACUCUGUGUGAGGAGAAUUUGCUACAUUUGGUUUGAAUAAAUGUGUUGUCUUCUGA